AUGAAGGCCAACAGCGUACCGCCCACCGGCCGGCAGAGGGCGACCGUCGCAUCCCAUGCGUUCGUCCACAUUCCCUUCUUUGUCGAAGCGCCUAUAUUAUCCGGCAUAGACGGACGCAUGGGUGCCGACGGUUACGAGGAACUCGAGGUGCCGGGCGACGGUUCUUGUCUGUUCCACGCCGUCCUGACCGCAUACUUCGCCGAAAAGAAAGGGAGGCUGCCCGUCUACGCCGACCCUCGGAAGCUCCACGAAACCUCCCUGAAACUGAGGGAGCGAGCGGUCCACCACGUCCUCCGACACUACGACAAGCCACUCGGGGACGGCUUCGACACGGGCAAGGACCUCAUCAUGCUCGAGUACGGCAGCUCGGAGGGCGACCCGCUGGGGCCACCCAUCCGCGAUCCGGUCCAAUACCUGAAGCACAUGAAGCACCCGACCACCUUCGCCGGCAACACCGAGAUCGUCGCACUCUCCCAGAUACUGCGCUCGACCAUCACGCCACCAUACGCGUCCGUUUCGACCCCUCCUCCAAGCACUACACCCCUCUCGUGA
Klebsormidium nitens is the source of this 552-nucleotide messenger RNA. NCBI's taxonomy places the organism in Eukaryota, Viridiplantae, Streptophyta, Klebsormidiophyceae, Klebsormidiales, Klebsormidiaceae. The record is from the annotation of a GenBank genome assembly.